UUUGCACAAAACAUAAAACAUAUUUGCACGUUAGCUUGCGUGCUACCUGAUUGGUCCUUUUUCUUUGUGACCUGGCAACCAAGUGGACGCUUACAUACGCUUAAACAAGGCAGAAGGGACAUUUCGCUAGCUAGCUAUCCAGCACAAUACGACAAAUAUGUCUUCGAGGACGCUACCCCUGCUUUUUAUUAAUCUCGGUGGAGAAAUGCUCUACAUCUUGGAUCAACGCCUAAGAGCUCAGAAUAUUCCCGCUGACAAAGCCAAGAAAGUUAUGAAUGACAUCAUCACCACCAUGUUCAAUAAAAAGUUUUUGGAGGAGCUGUUCAAACCACAGGAGCUGUACUCCAAGAAGGCCCUCAGGACGGUGUUUGACCGACUGGCCCACGCCUCCAUCAUGAGACUCAACCAGGCCAGCAUGGACAAGCUGUAUGACUUGAUGACGAUGGCCUUCAAGUACCAGGUGCUCCUCUGCCCGCGGGCCAAAGAUAUCCUCCUUGUGUCCUUCAACCAUAUGGAUGCCAUCAAGGAUUUUGUGAAGGACACCCCAAGCGUUCUCAGCCAGGUUGACGAGACAUACAGACAGCUCAUAGAGAUGUACACACCCUUGUCUAGUGGUGAAUUUCAGCUCAUCCGGCAAACGCUCCUCAUCUUCUUUCAAGACAUGCACAUAAGGGUGUCCAUCUUCCUCAAAGACAAAGUGCAGAAUUCCAAUGGACGUUUUGUCCUCCCGAUCUCGGGUCCUGUGCCCCACGGAACACACAUCCCAGGACUUAUCAGAAUGUUCAGCUGCAAUGGCGAAGAGGUGAAGAGACUGCAGUUCCGCAACGGUGGGAACUACACCAGUGUUCUCCGCGAGGGUUCCUUUGAGAUGUUUGGAGAGCGGGUCAUCAAGCUGGGCACCAACAUGUACAGUGUAAGCCGUCCGGUAGAAACACACAUGUCAGGGACGUCCAAAAACUCUGCACAGAAAAAGUCGGUCAACACAGCUCCAAACCCCCUGGCAAAAGAGGAGCUGAACAUGUUGGCCAGGUUAAUGGGGGGUAUGGAAGUCCAGAAACCAGGAAAUGCAGACAGUGGCUUCCGAGUCAACCUCUUUGCUACAGAUGAGGAAGAAGAGGAGGCCUUGAUAUCGAGACCAGACGAGUUUUCAUAUGACGUCAUAAAAAUCCAAGCGACUAAGAACCAGCAAGCCAAUGCGGAGCUGGCAAAAAUCAUGGGGGACUUCACGGAGGAGGCUGGUGAGCCGUGCUCAUCGAGUGCCAACAGUAAAGGGGAUGACCUUCUGGCCAUGAUGGAUGGGCUGUGACAGUGUUACCAUGGUGACCAGAAUCUGAGGGCGGGGCUCAAGGCUGAGUUGGUUAGGAACGGUGUGGUCUACUGUAGGACAGUGUCUUGUCUGCUCUGCUGUGCUUGGCCGUCUGUCUCACUCUGCAAUUAUGGCAGCUGUCUAACAAAAGCACACACAACACCAACCUCAUCUUUGUUCGUUUGUCAAGCUUUUCGAUGCUGAUGUGACAUGAACAGGUCAAUUAAUUUGUUCAGCAAGGACCGACUGUUCAUUUUGCAAAAGUGGGAAAACUUUACGCUUACACUCAGUGGCCCGUUUAUUAGGUUAACCCAUCUUGUACCGGUUUGGACCCCCCAGUAGCCAUGAAGGGAUGGUCAGCAACAAUGUUUAGUUGCGCUGUGGCAUUCAAACGUUGAUCAACUGGUAUCAAGGGACCUAACCUGUGCCAGGAAAAUAUUCCCAACACCAUUACACCACCGCCACCACCUUGUACGGUUGACACUAGGCAGGAUGGGGCCAUGGACUCAUGCUGCUUAUGCCAAAUCCUGACUGCCAUCAGCAUGACGCAAUAGGAUCUGGGAUUCGUCGGACCGGACAAUGUUUUUACACUCCUCAAUUGUCAGUGUUGGUGAUCGCGUGCCCACUGAAGCCGCUUCUUUUUGUUUUUAGCUGAUAGGAGUGGAACCCGGCGUUAUUGUCUGCUGCAAUAGCCCAUCCGUGACGAGUUGUGCACAGAGAUGCCAAUCGGCGUUCAGAGAUGCCGUUCGGCACAUCACUGUUAUACUGCUCUGUUAUUUGUCUGUUUGUGGCCCGCAUGUUACCUUGCACGAUUCUUGCCAUUCUCCUUCGACCCCCCUCUCAUCAAAAAGCUGUUUUUUUACCUCAGGACUGCUGUUUUUAAUUUGUUGCACCAUUCUCGGGUAUUCCCUAGACAUUGUCGUGCAUGAAAAGCCCAGGAGGGCGGCCGUUUCUGAGAUACUGGAUACAGCGCACCUGGCACCGAUAGUCAUACCACGCUCAAAGUCGCGUAGGUCACUCAUUUUGCCCAUUCUAACAUUCAAUCGAACAGUAACUCAAUGCCUUGAAGCCUGUCUGUCUGCUUUACAUAGCAGGCCACAUGACUCACUGUCUGUAAGAGCGAUCCAUUUUUGUGAACAGGGUGGUGUACCUAAUAAACUGGCCGUUGAUUGUAUUUUGUGCUAUUAUGGUGGUAAUCUCAAGAGUUUUUAAAAGUUACAGAUACAACAGUUCUGUACUAGUUAGUCGCCCUGAAACGUCAAAUGGGACAUUUGUUCCACUUCAAUCAAUGAUUUGCGUAUCACUGCUGGCUUACUUCUGAAGCUAAGCAGGGUUGGUCCUGGUCAGUCCUUGGAUGGGAGACCAGAUGCUGCUGGAAGUGGUGUUGGAGGGCCAGUAGGAGGCACUCUUUCCACUGGUCUAAAAAAUAUCCCAAUGC
Oncorhynchus mykiss (rainbow trout) is the source of this 2744-nucleotide messenger RNA. It is a transcript of the gene oscp1b, whose product is annotated as organic solute carrier partner 1b. The record is from RefSeq and is a predicted model, not a curated record. Lineage: Eukaryota; Metazoa; Chordata; Actinopteri; Salmoniformes; Salmonidae. Gene Ontology annotation, biological process: transport. Gene Ontology annotation, cellular component: cytoplasm; plasma membrane.